Molecule: messenger RNA, 433 nt
Organism: Geodia barretti
Lineage: Eukaryota; Metazoa; Porifera; Demospongiae; Tetractinellida; Geodiidae
Source: the annotation of a GenBank genome assembly
CCUGGUUCACGCAGCUCUGCCGACCACAGGGGCGGCUCAGUUCGCCGCUGCGUUCUUCCCUCCGAAUACCCGAGCUGCUGCCGCGAUGGCCACGGCUGCUGCGUUCACCGCCGCAGCUGGGAUGCCCCUCCGCCGCCCGGGAACCCCCUCUACGGCCGAUAUAUUUCUACCUGGAGCUUACCCGAGAGCACUAGAGCCAGCCACAGUAUACCACACCCUCCACUGGCCCUACACUAUGGCAAUAGCCAAAGGGAGCAGUUUCGAAGGAGGGGAGGGGGCCGCUGCCUCGAGCAAGAAACCGCGGACUAUCUUCACGCCCAAACAACUGCUCUAUCUCGAGGAGGAGUUUGCAAAGAACCAGUUUCCCAACAUGGAGACGAGGAAGAAGAUGGCCAAAACCCUUGACCUCACUCAGCAACACAUUCAGGUCUGC